UCAAUAAAUGACAGUUCACUGACGUUCGCAGGUUAAUGAAGUGUCAAACGUUUUGUCUUUAUUGACAAUUUUUGUUGAAUAUACAUUUUGAAAUGGUAUUCGUAUUCGGAAAUUAAUAAUACCUUCUGGAAAUUAUUGAAUAGUUUGUGCAUCAGAACAAAAACUGUUUAUUUUAAACAAAAUGGAACCUACUCCGCCCGAUAAUAAUGGACAACAGACUAAUUCACCCAAUACCCCGCAAGAGAUAUCCGUAGACAAUAAUCCACCAAGUGCAGCAUCCAGUCCGAUAUCUAGUCCAGUGUGCAUGGCGGCUAGCUCAUCUCAAGAGGACAUUCCUCCUCCCAAAGCUGACUACUAUGCUCCACCCCCGUAUGAAGUAGCUACGAAGGGCACCAAGUUGCCAACAUACGAAGAGGUUCAAAGAGAAAAGCACUUGGAGGAACAGGAUAAUCCCAUUCCGGUUAAUUCUCCUAGUACAAGGCCUUUACCAUUUCGUCCAGGGCAGAGAGUUAUUACGAUUGAUGCUGAGAACACUGAUGAUGUAGAUACUUCAUUGUUAGGAACUGAUUUUAUGUUUUAUAUCGCGUUUUUUGUUGCCUUUAUUUUUAACUGGAUAGGAUUCUUAUUGUUAAUGUGUUUCUGCCACACGAUCGCAUCGAGGUAUGGAGCUCUGUCAGGCUUUGGACUGUCCUUGGCGAAGUGGACUUUUAUCGUCCAACACUCAACCGAGUUGGCUUCAAAAGACAACAGUUGGUUGUGGUGGCUGAUCAUGACUUUUGGUCUCAUCAUCUGCAUCCGCGCCAUCCUUCAAUAUCUGAGUAUAAAAAGAGGAUGGCACAUGUUGUCGGCCAGUCACCAAGAAAGACUUUUAUUUUUUUAUUGAGCUUUAAUGAGCAUGUAGAUGUUUUCAAGUAUAUUUUUUGUAUACUUGUCACAACUUGUCUUUUAUUGUGAUUAGAAUUGAUUAUAUCAAGUUUUUCAUUCCUUUUAUCUACGGUGUUUUUACGUUAAAAAUUCAUCGGCGUUGAAUAGAAUAGAUUGAACUGCUCAGUCGGCUCAGUGUGCUCUUUCGUUAAGGCAGUAAAUGUAGUAGGUCGUAAAGCUGUUUACUGGUUUAUUUAAACUUCCAGCGGGUGCGUCCUUUAACGUCACAUGAGCGGACGCUGUCGUAAAUUUUACGCCUUUUUGUAAUUGUUUUAAAUAUAUUGAAAUUGUUAUAAGGAUAUAAAAAAUAUGUUUUACGGUAUUUUAAUAUCGUUGUUUACAAAAAAAAAACAACAUUUUAAAAUAUAAUAUUUUAAAAUAUUCUAACUAUUGGUCAGAAUCAACACUCUCAUUCUUUCAAUAAUUGUGAACCAUCUCAACUACAGAGUGCUUCUUGCACAUCACAUAAAUGCCUGAUAAUGGCAACACUAUAUUGAUCCUGAGGAUUUUUACUUCUCUAUUACACAUUGUCGACACCGCGCAUUGGAAGGUUUCUGUUUUGUUCUUCUUCAGUAAGUUCAACCUCCCAACCAUAAGUCACCUUGAGGAGGGCACUUAUAUCUUGAAGUAACUGUCUAAGGAUUGAUCUGACAAAAUUGGUCAGGAAAUCUCUUCGAUAUGUAGGAGCUUUCGCUGGACAGGGCAAUUUGUAAAAUUUGAUCAUUAAUGCCGCCAAUAUUUAUCACACUCUAGAAAACUAUACACGGUCAUCUCUUUGUUCUCAUCACACGUCUUGUCUACUAACUGUAUCUACUACACCUUUGGUUUCAUUGUAAUCAAUCUAUUUUCAUAGAAAAAAAAUUACGAAUUAUUAUUAAUAUACUUACAUGAAACGGCGCGUGUCGUAAAUUUUACCAAAGAUGGAAAUUUGUAGAUAUCAAACACGUAUGCGUACAUCUGAUAACGUUAUUGGUUUAGGAAUACACCGAACCUUACAAACCUAAAAGCUCGAUUGUAUGGUAUGAGUGCGGGGCACGACCACGUGCUUUUGUCGUAAAAUUUACAACAGCGCACCCGCUGGAAGUUAAUUUGCGUAGAAACAUGUAGUUUUAAUAAUUACUACAUCAGGUUACGAGAAUAACAUGCAAAAUUGUGGAGUAGUUCAAGAAAUUAGUGUUUUUUAAGCCAUUACAUCUAGUCUCUCUUUAAUUUGAUGUGCUUUGGCAAAUGUUUUUCCGAUAAUGGCAUUUUAAAGAAUGCGUCCGUUAAGAAAAAGACUCUUAAGAAUCUCAAAAACCUGUCUUUUCAGUUGGUUUCUUCACUUUUCUUGAUGCGAAGCUAGUAGUUUGUACAUUGAGAUGUUUACUGCUGUUGGAUAUAUCUGAUACACAUUUAAUAAUUGAUCUAGAACCAUAUUAGUGCAGUGGCGGUUUUUGGUCAUAUUUACCGUGGAUAAGGCUCAUUGUCCGACCACAUUGAUCACAAGAUGGUACGGACCAGUAUACACGUUUUCCAAUUUUUUGUGAAUGAAUAAUGGCGGGGAACACCUCACAACAAAUGAGGUGUUUUUCAAGUUUAUUAAUUUUGUUUAAACUACAAUAUUUCUUAUUUAAAUAGGUAAAAAAACGGUUUAGUCUGGUCACAUUCAGAAUGUAUGUAUGUGAAUCUAAAAAGCGAUAAUUCAUCUUACAACAGUGCCAUCUGUUGACUAGUUCAAGAACUUUUCAUCUUACUCUUGUAUUUCACCCUAUAUUCUGACUCGUAAUCGUACAAGCUCUCUAUAUUUCUUUAUAUUUCCCUAUAUCUUUCGUAGAUUUAAAUUUAAAUAGUUUAAACUUAGAUCUUUCUUAAAUAAAAUAACUUUCUGAAAUUGUGUGCUACAUCUCUUGGAAGAUGAUGAUAGCAUUGGCUUCUUGUUGUUCCUUUUUAGAUGUUCUUAUCAAAAGCUUAACAGUCGGAGGCGAGUGGUCAGUUUUUCCGAGAUUUACUGAUCAUCAGGUUACCCUGUGAAAAUUAUUCAGCUGAAUUUACAGCAAAUUACAUCAUAUUUUACUCGAAUCGAUUUGAAGACAUUAUCAUUUCAUUUAUUACCAAUAAUCCAUACUCUUAAUACUGUUCUUGGACAACUACUUAUUUAGUAUUCAUAAUAUUAAGAUUUGACCAUGAAAUGGCAAAUGUAGCCAGAAAGAAAUUGAAUGUCUACUAUGUACUGUCAGUGUAUAAAACGACGAACGAAAGUAACAAAAUGGUUUAGUACUCUAAAAAUUUUGUAUCUUUGGAUGACUGGCAUAUUUAUUUUAAAUUUCUGGAUCAAAGAGCAUGACGUCAAUAAAUUUGUAACGUAAAAAUACUGUAGAACUGUUAAAUCGUUCAAUAUUACAAGAAAUUAGAUAAAUAUUGAUACAAAAAUGUACUUGGCACAAAUGUACAAAGGUUUACUUGGCAGUAAAUUACCCAUGGCAACUCUGGAAAUAACAGUUCCCAUCAUUUGUAACGGGUAGCUUUGUUAGAUACCAAACUCAAAUAGCAAAAUAAAAUUUAAUCAUGGCGAAGGCAUCUAUCGACAACGCUACGAUUCACUGCUGAUCCGAACAAAAGAUAUGGUUAAUUGAAACGAAAAUACGAUGCGUUAGUAAGUAUACACACACAAAUCAAAGAGAAAGAACGAUCAGUGCUUGUUCUGGAUUAGAGGUGGACUGGUUGAUCAAUACUCGACUCGGUAAGGAUCGGGAAGGCGUCCAAUCAAUACUUGAUCGCCGCGACAGGACAGUUUGGCCCUAAGUCAAGAUUUUAAGAGCCGGUUCGGGAGCCGCUACUAAAUAAAUACUUUAGAGGAAGCGAUUGGCCUUAAGUCAAUACUCUUCGGCUAAUUCCCUGCUCUAUUGUAGAUUCUGGAGAACGUCGUUUUAUAUCGUUGCCGGUAAUCUAUCUCCACCGCGCAUCGAAUGGAAGUGGUAGCUAGUAGCGUCGACGGCGCGAGUUGAUAUUCUAAGUCCACUUUGAAGAGAAAAUGAAUGAGAAAAUUGUUUGAUAUAAACGGGGUAAUCAUACUCAUAUUUUUAAAGCAUCAUUUUUGAAUCCCUAUAUCUCUGUUACUGUAACAAUGAACCAUUUAACAGGUCUACAAAUGUGUAUAUUUAAAUUUACUCUAUUAUACUAUUUUCCAUGUACAUUAAUUUUUAUGCAAUUAUCUGUAGUUGUUAAGCACUUUUGGUAUACAAUGAUGUAAUAUAUAUUCUGCUCUAAAGUGUA
This is a messenger RNA of Diabrotica virgifera virgifera (western corn rootworm), 4176 nucleotides long. RefSeq names its product NEDD4 family-interacting protein 2 (gene Ndfip). Gene Ontology annotation, cellular component: endoplasmic reticulum; Golgi apparatus; perinuclear region of cytoplasm. The transcript is spliced from 5 exons. The record is from RefSeq and is a predicted model, not a curated record. Gene Ontology annotation, biological process: ubiquitin-dependent protein catabolic process; positive regulation of protein ubiquitination; metal ion transport. Gene Ontology annotation, molecular function: WW domain binding. Lineage: Eukaryota; Metazoa; Arthropoda; Insecta; Coleoptera; Chrysomelidae. Bases 182 to 883 code for a protein of 233 amino acids.